Molecule: messenger RNA, 1313 nt
Organism: Gastrolobium bilobum
Lineage: Eukaryota; Viridiplantae; Streptophyta; Magnoliopsida; Fabales; Fabaceae
Product: protein FMP32, mitochondrial-like
Exons: 8
Coding region: 260-970 (236 amino acids)
Cellular component (GO): mitochondrion
Source: RefSeq, a predicted model, not a curated record
UCAACCCAGAAUUCCCCUGCUACAGAACAACUUUUCUUUUCGAGUUUGUUUGUAUUUUUUUUUUUCGUACAAGAGCUUGUUUGUAUUUGAUCUGUUGAUUCAUCACAACACUGCCGAAGAACGUGGGGGCUUUCAUCCUUGUACUUGGAUUGGUCAUUGGUUGAGUAGUUGGCUCGCUGCGAAGCUUUCUGCAUCCCGAUUUGAAUUUGGAACCUGAAAAUUGGUGCUGCGGUUAUUGGAAACGUUCCCAGAAUCUAAAAUGGCCGCGUUAUGUAAACGGGUGUGUCGAUUAUCUGGAUUCGGAGGCUUUGGGGCUUCGAAAGUGCCAUCUUCGUUUGAAAGAGCAAUAUACGAUCCAUUCUCAGUUUCGUUGCUCUCCAUUUCGGGCACUAGACAUUUUUCUCAACUGGUGAAAUCCAAUGGAAAACACCUGUUUCUCGUUGACACAUUGGCCCUUGUUAGAAGACUUGAGGGGCAAGGAGUACCCUCAAAGCAAGCUGAGGCAAUAACUGGUGCCAUUACUGAAGUGUUGAACGACAGUCUUGAAAAUGUGUCUCAGUCAUUGGUAUCAAAAGGAGAAAUGCAGAAAAUGGAAAUGAUUCAAGAAUCCAACCUGUCCAAAUUCAAAGCAGAAGUGCAGAGCUCACAGGGACAUCAUUUUUCUCUGUUGCAACAUGAGACUGAGAAGCUUAGGAAUGAUAUAGAAAAGAUGCGCAGUGAAUUGAAAUAUGAGAUAGAUAAAGUUACUGCUGGGCAGCGAUUGGAUUUGAACCUAGAAAGAGGGAGAAUAAGGGAGGAACUGUCCAAUCAGAAUGCUGAAACUAACAACCUGACUAAUAAACUUGAUAGAGAGAUCCAUUCUUUAAGAGCACAGCUGGAAGCAGCCAAAUAUGAUGUCAUAAAAUACUGCAUAGGAACACUUGUUUCAAUCUCUGCUGUUGGCCUUGCUGUUCUCCGCAUCUUGAUGUAAACGAGUUGUACUCCAAUUAACAUCGACACAAAUGGGGUAAAAAAGAAUUGAGUCGUUUGUUUGGAAGUUGUUGUAUGUUCUGUUAGAGAAACAGUUGCAUUACAGUGCUAGGGGAGCUGAAGGAACUAGCUCCCAUUAGGCACGCAUUGGGCCUAUAUUUUAGCCCCAUUAUUUUCUAAUAUUCUUUUGUUGAUUUAUUUGCCAUGCUUUUGGGAUAUUUGCACAAUUUGUACGUGGCAGUAUGGUAUAUUAACGAAACUUGGAUUAUAUAUACUCUAAGUGGACGCUAACAUAUGAACACGCUCAAAUUUAGAUGCUUUAUGCUUAUUGCCACUACGUCUAU